GGAGGGUUUUUCGAUUCCAUUUUACUCCUCCGAUUCCUUCGCUUUCACUUCAUUUUCUCAACAGAAUCGUAUUCCCUGUAAUCUCUUCUCUCUAAAAUUUCAUUGCUUGACGCUUUCCCUGGAAUUUGUAUCAGACUAUGAGUCCUGUCUGAUCAUUGCAAUUCUUGCGCUUGAUUUCAAUUCCGCCUUCAAAUUUAGGGUGGUUUUAAAUCUUAAUUCGGGAUCUACGACUUCAGUUCUGAUUUCUUUGUUUUCACUAAUGGAGAAGAGCAAUUCAUUUAAGUGUCAAACGCAAGAAACGAAUUCGCAGCAUCCAUGGACUGGAGAUUUCGGAUUCGGUGCAAGCGAUCGUAGGUACACUUAUUGGCGGCAGUCUUCAUUUCAUCAUCAAUCAGCUGAGCCGCACACUCCGAUUUCUAUUAUAUCGAAUGAUACGACAAGACCUCUGCUUUCGCGCGCUGUUUCGAGCAUAGAUGUUCCACCGGAGAUUUACUCCGACGACUACGAAAGCGAAAGCAUUUAUGAGGAGGCAAAAGACUCCAUGAAAGAGAAGAACACAUUAUCAGUUUUGUGUUCCCUGAUAUCGAUAUUUAGGGUGGUAAGGUCCGGGAAUAGGCAUAUGAAGAGGCUUUUGGUGAUGAUUUCGCUCAAUGUUGCAUAUUCUACUGCGGAAUUGGGAAUUGGGCUGUUCACGGGGCGUGUUGGGUUGGUAUCUGAUGCAUUUCAUCUGACAUUUGGUUGUGGUCUCUUAACGUUUUCUUUAUUUGCCAUGGCUGCUUCUCGGGGAAAGCCUGAUCGUGUAUACACUUACGGGUACAAAAGGCUUGAAGUUUUGGCUGCUUUCACUAAUGCUCUGUUUCUUUUGUUCAUGUCAUUUUCCAUAGCAGUGGAGGCACUCCAUGCAUUCAUACAAGAUGAAUCUGAGCACAAGCAUUAUUUGAUUGUUUCUGCAGUGACAAAUUUAUUCGUAAAUCUUAUUGGUGUUUGGUUCUUUAGGAACUAUGCCCGCAUUAACCUUGUUUACAGAAAAGCAGAAGAUAUGAAUUACCACUCAGUUUGCUUGCAUGUCCUUGCUGAUUCCAUUCGUAGUGCAGGUUUGAUAUUGGCAUCCUGGUUUUUGUCCCUUGGGGUUGACAAUGCUGAAGUCUUGUGUUUGGGACUAGUCUCGGUUGCAGUUUUUAUGCUUAUCAUGCCACUCUUUAAAUCUACUGCUGGCAUCCUACUUCAAAUGGCGCCACCUAGCAUUCAUUCUUCUGCAUUGAGCAAAUGCCUAAGACAGGUUACUGCUCGUGAAGAUGUUAGUGAAGUGUCUCAAGCUCGUUUUUGGGAAUUGGUGCCUGGUCAUGUUGUUGGUUCACUUUCAGUUCAGCAGGUGAAGGAGGGGAUGGAUGAUAGACCAACAUUACAGUUUUUGCAUGGUCUGUAUCAUGAUUUGGGCAUACAGGAUCUUACAGUACAGACUAAUUAUGAUCAAGGCCCAUCUUCCCCAUUUUUUGGUUGAGAGUUGUGAAGAACAGCUUCAGAUUGAAGUCCUUCAUUUGUAAUUUUUAUCUUUGAUCUCACUCGAUAGAAAGAGACCUGUUACCGAUUGAGGGGAAUUUUUUAUUUUCAUUUAUUUUAUUAUUAUUUUU
Hevea brasiliensis (rubber tree) is the source of this 1631-nucleotide messenger RNA. RefSeq names its product metal tolerance protein C2. Lineage: Eukaryota; Viridiplantae; Streptophyta; Magnoliopsida; Malpighiales; Euphorbiaceae. The record is from RefSeq and is a predicted model, not a curated record. Gene Ontology annotation, biological process: intracellular zinc ion homeostasis; transmembrane transport; zinc ion transport. Gene Ontology annotation, molecular function: zinc ion transmembrane transporter activity. The transcript has 10 exons. Gene Ontology annotation, cellular component: membrane; Golgi apparatus. The coding region runs from base 260 to 1501 and encodes 413 amino acids.